CCUGACCCCACCACAACCACUAGCUUGCUUCAAGCAAGCGAAACACAAUCCAACGGUCUUUCAGAACGUUCAAAUUUCAACGACACAACCAGUUUAUCGACGGCAAUCGAACGUAAACAACGUAUACGAUUUUUUUUUUUUCGUAAAUUUCGCCAAAAAUGCAUCGUAGCGAUAAAGAGUGAGAAACGCGCGUGUGUCGGCGCCUCAAUUUUGAGUUUUCGUGAGUUUUUUGUCGCCUUUGAGGUGGUGUGUGGUUGAGUUAUGGUUUUGAGUGCCCCAUUUGUUUGGAUUAUUUUUCACCCAAAGAAAGCUGCAAAAUUUCUUUUUUUCGGAAAAAGUUUUAAGAUGCUAAAAAAUGAACUGCGGCAGUAAAGGUUAAACGAAAACAUUUCACCGGUAGCGAUUGCUAGUUGAAAGUAACUAUUAUGCGCAAAAUGAAGUCGAUCAAAGCGAUAUUCCGUAGAGGACAGUCGCAACAGGUGGCUGUCGAUCAACAAAAUCAAGAUGACCUGUCGAGAGCCUCUUCGAUCAGCAAUUUAAACUCGGAGGGCAAAAAUAAGGGGGCUAAGCCUAGAAAAGCGCCCAGCAGAGAUAGAAUCGACAAGGUGGGGGAGAAAAAGAAUGACAGAAAAGGUGUAUCGAGAAACAACAACAAACUAGAAUCCUGCGAUUCUCAACAGGAUACAUUGCAGGACCUCGAGAUACUUCAAAAGCAACUAGCUGAGAUGGCCAAUGAAAAGUCGAGUCUUGCUUUGCAGCUGGGUGAGCAGAAAGGCCACCUCAACAUUUUACAAAAUGAAAUAGAAAAACUCAAGAGUUUUCAGGACGAAUCAAACCAUCAGAUGGACAAGCUGACGGAAGAGAAUACUGUUUUGAGAAAUAGGUUGAGGGAUGUUGCUCACUCACCAUUAUCUGAUACGGAGAAACAACAGCUUUUAUUCGAAUCGCAUAGACACCAUAGCUCAGCGCCUGCUUCUAUUGCUACCAAUUUGCUGGAAGAUAACCUUGGAGAUGUAACCGCUUGUACUACUCCCGAGUGGGACAAGCACAGCAGUGGAAAUGUCUCGGAAAUUUCGGUGGCCUGUCUCCAGGAUAAAAUCAACCAGAUGCAGGAAACUCACUACAGUACAAAUGAGGAACUUCAAGCCACGUUGCAGGAGCUUACGGAUUUGCAGCGGCAGCUUACGGAACUUCAGCAGGAAAAUGAUAGGUUAACCGACGAAAAAACGUUGAUGUUCGAUUCCCUUUGUCGGCAAACUGAAAGAUUAAACGAUACAAGAGACGAGGUUGAAUCAUUAAAGCAACUUCUCUAUAAAGAGAAAGACGAACACAACUCGGGUAACUUCGAGUCGGCAGUAGAGCGCGAAAAAAAACUCGUCGAUCUCCUGAAAUCCGCGCAGGAGGAACGCGAGAAUCUCCUCUUGAAACUCGACCAAUUACAAGGCGAGUUACAAGAAACACGCGUUCAGAAUAACGAUAAAGAAUCGGAAAUAAUCAACUUAGCCGAGAGAGUCAAAACUUUAGAGAGCACUCUCGAUGCCAAGCACGCCGAGCACAAGCAGUUGGAUCGCGAGCUCGCGCUGGCCAAAGAUCAAUGCAGCAGCCGGCACAUAGAAAUCAAUCGUCUCAAAGAUUUAUUGGAGAACGCCAGGACUAAAAUAAUAGAGCUAGAGCAAGAUAGAGCUUUGAGCGAUAAGUCCGAGCUGGACGAACUUUUGGACAACGCUAGGAAGGAAAAAGACGCCUUGGAAUCCGAGGUGGCCCACCUAAAAGACCAACUGGCCAGAAGCAAAAACGAAUCUGAGAAACUGAAGGAACAGGUGUCGAUAUUGCAAGAAGAAUGCAAGGUCACAAGAAACAACGCCAAAUCCACUCAAAGCGACCUGGAGUACAAAUGCGAUAAACUCCAACAAGAAAAAAACAAUCUCACCGAGCAAAUGCAACAGUUUCAAGAAUUAAUAAACGAACUUCAGUACCAAAGUCAGUGCCAAGUGGAGGACAAAAGGCAGCUCUCAGCGGUUUUGAGCGAAACCCAGAGGAAUCUUAGCGAGACUGAAAACAAACACAUGGAGUUGAGUGCGGAAAUAGAAGAGAUAAAAAAACUGAGAAAAGAGGAGACUGAAGACUGGGAAAAAUUCCAGGACGAUUUACUGACCUCGGUCAGGGUUGCCAACGACUUUAAAACCGAGGCCCAAAAAGACCUACAGAAGUUCAUUUUGGAGAACAAAGUGCUAAGGGACAAAUUGAGACAGCUGGAGUCGCAGAUAGACAAAAUAAAAGGUUCGUCUCUGGAUAGUCUUGCGUGCAACUCGCUUGAAAUGCAAAGACGUAAAAGCUCUUCGAAAAGUAAAUCCAGUAAGGAAGAAAUGUCCAGUGGUGCUUUUAUGGCUUUGGAAGGCAAAGAGAGGAAAGAUUUACUGUCGAAGUUGGUUAAAAAGAGGGAUAAAAAGGCUAGGGGUAGAGCCAAACCGGUCAGUGUCGAGGAAAGUUUGCUUCUAAAAUCUCUCGAUGAUUGGCACAGUAGAAUCGAUCCUAAAAUACCUGACGAACGUUUGACGGAAGAAGAAAAAAGUGUUAAGAGGUUGAAGGACAUUUACCAGAGCGAACAAUUGCUGUAUAAACCCAAGGCAAAAAAGCCCAAGGAACAGCUUGCCAUCAGUAAACCUCUGUUAGAUUCCGUCAUAGCUAACCCAAAGUUGGAAAAAAUUGCCAACGAUCCCACUUUACCUCUGAUCGACAGUAUCAUCAGAGAAAGUGCGUUGGAUAAAACAAUAACCCACAAAAGAACAAAAGCAACCACAGAUAUGAGAAGACAUAGCUCUGUGCACAUCACGAAAAGAGAUUCCAUUAACUCCAACAUCGGCAAAAGCAAAAGUUUAACCGACAUAACCUUCAUAUUCGAACCAAGAAUUGAUACUCUACUGAGAACAAAAUCAUUCGAAAACCUACUGGAAAACAGCACCAUAAACUUAUACAGACAAUCCUCCAUAAGACCUGAGGAUUCAGUAUCAAACCCUAGAUGCUCAGAAAAGUUGACCAUCCACGAUUCAUAUGGCGAACUGAACAACAUCCUAGAUGAAAUACCAUUGGAUAAAGACUUCAUCCAACUUACAAAAGAGCAACAGUACGCAUUGAAACUCAAAGAUGCUCUUGAUAAAUCCAAAACAAAUCUAAACAAAGUAAAAUACAAAAAAUUCUACGACAACCUCAAUAAUGCCUCACAAGAAUCAUUAGAAGAUAUUAACCCACGGCAAUCUAUAGAAUCAAACACCGAAACAUUAUCGAACGCUUCGAGUUACUCAAGUGGCAAUUUCGACGUAAUUUCUGGCCAAAUAAGAUGCUCUAAAAAAAGACCAACUGGAAAAAUUGUAAGCAGUUCAUCAAGCAUCAACUUCCAAAAGAAUGGCUUCGAAUACACCGAAAUAAACCCUGAAGAUUACCAAGAAAACCUUAAUAUUGUUGAGUACGAUGUCACGUCGCCUUUAAACAGAAAAUUUGAAGAUUUAUCUUUCGAGAAUACUGAAGAUAUUGAAAAUGAAUAUCUCCCUCAUAACACUGAAGAAAUUGAAUACGAAAACCAAGAAAUCCACUGCUACACUGAAGAUGACGACUUUGAAAAUGAAGAAAUCCAAACAUCACCUACCCAGACUUUAAAAAGGCAAAACAAAUACGGGGUGAAAGCACCCGUAUACGUAAGAAAUGUUUACAAAAAAGUUGUAGAAGAAAUGAAGGAAAAAUGUGGCCUAAACGAUGAAAUCAACCACGAUGAAGACGAAGAAACACAAGAAGAACAACCAAGUACAUCAUUCGAUGAUUUCUUCACUGCAGUAAGAGUGGAUCAAUUCGAAGAACAAGUUAAUAAUGAAGAAAUGUCAAACUUAAUUGAAGAAAAAGCGUUGAAAAAAACGAGCAAAGUUUUAUUACAAACUAAUCAGGAUGAUAUUAGAGUCAAAAACUAUGAAAUUCGAGGUAAAAAUGAAGAUAAUCUUCAAUUAAAAAAUGAAGAAUCCCCGGAAAGUCAAAAUGAGGAAAAUGCUUCUAUAAUAACUGUUGACAAUCAAAGUAAAAAUGAAGAAAAUUCUCACUCAAAAAAUGAAGAAAUCGAAGAAAAAAUUGAUCAAAUUAAAGGAAUCAACCUCGAUGAAGAUGAAGAAACACAAGAAGAACCAAGUACAUCAUUCGAUGAUUUCUUCAUCGCAGUAAGAUUCGAAGAACAAUUUAAUGAUGAAGAAACAGUGAUAAAUUCUAACGACGACAUCGCCGAAGAAAUGUCAAACUUAAUUGAAGAAAAAUCGUUGGAAAAACCGACAUACACAAGCAAAGUUUUAUUACAAAUUAAUCAGGAUGAUAUUAGAGUAAAAAACGAUGAAAUUCGUGGUAAAAAUGAAGAUAAUCUUCAAUUAAAAAACGAAGAAUACCCGGAAAGUCAAAAUGACGAAAAUGCUGUUGAUUUUAAAGAUGAUCAAAGUAAAAAUGAAGAAAAUUCUCACUCAAAAAACGAAGAAAUCGAAGAAAGAAUUUAUCAAAAUGAAGAAACCUUUCUUCCCAAAAAUCGCCAAUCCUCAAAAAUAGUUGAUUUAAAAAGUAAAAUUGAAGAAAGUCUUCACUUAAAAAACGAAGAAAUUGAAGAAAUCAACGAAAAAACCUUCAAAAAUGAAUCUUAUAUUUUCGGUCUUCAAUCGAAGAAACCCCCAUCUUCAAAAGUGGAAGAGUUAAUUAAACGUUACUCAGGCUUGGAUAAAGAAAGCAUUAAAUCUCAACAUUUCGUUAUAAACGCCAAAUCAAGCGAAGAUACGUUUGACUUGAAUAAAGAAGAUAUCGAAGAGAAGUUGAACAGUUUGACGUGCGAAGAAAAGGAGUUGGUGAAAAAAAUUCGAAGCAGGGAAGAAAGGCCUUUAUCCGUCAUUAAUAUGGACGAUGUUAAGGUUAUUGAAGAAAUGGCGAGGAGAUAUCCGGGGUUGGAUGACGAAGCUGUAAAAAACGAAGAAAGGGGGAAAUCUUCAGAGGGUUUGAUGUGUGCAACAAAUUCUUGGAGAAGGAGGUUGAACAAAAUAUCUCUGGAUUCUAAUUUGGGGUACACACCGGUGUUUGAUUCUGAUAGUAGAGGUUCGAGUCCGUAUUCUUCAUUGAAGAAGGUGGUUUUUAAAGAUGCGUAGAUUUUAUUUUUGUAGAUUGUUAAUACUAAUAAAAAAUGAAGAAUGCUGGUUGUUUUUUUAAUAUUUACGGUACAAUUAACUAUUUUCUUCGGAAACAGGUUUAUCAGAAGCAUUCGAAGAUAUGCUUUCGUCUUCGUUAUUAUUUGUGACCAAUAGUUUUUCGUCAUUUCUUCUGUUGGCAUUGUCAAAAUUCAUUCGUGAAUUUGUGACCCUGCUUAAGUCGAAGGUAUCUGGGAAUCUGUAGUUUGGAUCAUUGGUGAAGUUGACGUUUUUUUUGUUUGAAGUGGUAGUGAAUAUGUCUGAGUUGUAGUAAGAACUCGUGUUAACGUCUAAAGGUACGAAAUCGUUGAAGUUAAGGAAAUCAUCACCAAUUCUAGUUUGCGUGUUAAUAUUGCGCGUAUCUUCCAGACUUUCAUUGCUAUCCGAGGUGGUGACGUAAGUUCCGCUAAAAUACGGAUUACUACUGCUGAAUCCAGGCGUGUGUUCAUCAUAAAUAUUAUCGUUUUCGAGAUUGAAGAGAUUCAACUUUGAAUCGUUCACGUUGUUUUGGUGAUUUAAAUUGCCGGCUAUGUUUAGAUCUUCGAAUUUCCCUGCUACGUCUAUGAAAGAGAAGCUGCAACUGGCAUCGUUGUACCCUGUAGCGUUAUCUAUGUUGUCAGCCAUGUCGUCCAGAUUUUCAAUCGCCGCAGGAAUGGAGUCGAAUUUCUGCGAGACUUUUAAGAAAUCAAGUUGUUGUCGUUGUUUUAUAUCCUCUUGGUUAUCAUAGAAGCGUUCGAUUCCACCAAACACUGUCGGUACAGUUCCAGAUGCCAAUUUAUUUUCGCUGAUGAUUACCUUGAUUUUUGAACUUGGGGUCUUUUGAAAAACCUUAUCAGGGUCUUGAAUGCUUUGAUCUGAACCUCCACUGUAAUUUUCUAUAUCUGAUUUUUUCAUAUUACAAACACAUCGACAUGUGCUGUCAUCUUUUGACGGUUUUGAUUGUUUAAAUGAUGAAAGGCUGUCUUGAAUACUUUGUGUACAACUUUGUGACUGUUUGUUGUAGCACAAACUGCAAAUGAACAGGUCACAUUAAGACCCACAUCGCUGACAAGCGAGGAUUUUCAAAGUAGAAGGCAGAAAGCCGCUUUGUCUCGCCAAAGCAGCAGGCAAUCUGUGAAAUCUUUGAUCGAGAGUAUAGAAAAUGCUGCCGGUCCUAAACCUUCAUCAAAGUCAGCUCAACUGUCUAGGAGCAGCUCUUCAUCAUCUAUAGCCUCCAUGGCUUCAGAUGUUAAAAGCCCUUCAAGUCCAUCACUGAUAAUGCCGACACCAUCUCCUGGUAACCUCUUGAAAACACCAGAUUGGAGUGAGACGCUUUCUCCAGUAGCCAACGUUAAAACGCCUUUAAAAGAGCAACAACCCAACAAAAUGAAUUGGAACAACAAAAGCGUCAUUUCAGAUUCUUUGAAUAAAACCGAUUUAGUUAAGUCUAAGCAAGAUGAGAACUAUCGGGAGUCGAUUCUACAGAAGGGAAUCGAUUUUUCUCGAAGAAAUAGUUAUUCUGAUCUUAGUGAAAGAAAGGACCCUUUGAAUAGCCUAGUCAAAAAUGGAGGUUCUAAAAGAAACGCUCUGUUAAAGUGGUGUCAAAAUAAGUGUGUAGGCUACCGAAACACAGACAUUACGAAUUUUUCCAGCUCCUGGAACGACGGGUUAGGUCUGUGCGCGAUUUUGCACACCUACUUACCCGAUAGAAUCCCAUAUGACAGUUUAACACCGCAAGAGAAGAGGAGAAACUUUUCUCUGGCUUUCACAGCAGCUGAGAGUGUCGGUAUUCCCACGACAUUGAACAUAAACGACAUGAUCCAACUGGAGAGACCCGAUUGGCAACAGGUAAUGUCGUAUGUUACUGCAAUCUACAAACAUUUCGAAACAUAAUCGAAAUGUUUAUUAGUUUAAGUUCUGUGAUAAUUUUAAUAAAAUAAAAGUUAAAAAUCGGUUGAUACGUAAAACAUUAUUUAUUCGUUGUCAUUUUUUUUUAUACAGGACGAGCCUGUAUAAAACGUAAGUCAUUUCUAUAAACCAUAACAAAUAAUCAAAAAUGUGACUGAAAAAAUACGGUUGGUACACGCAGUACCAAAAGACUGAUUUUGAGAACAACCAAAAUUUGUAUUUGUACUAAAUUUUUGAUAACAAUCUAUCGUUUUUGAUGUAAUUUACACCAAUAUUUUAUUAGGGUCGAUUACAUUUUGAUACAUUAAUGGCAUUGGGUGAAAAAUUGUCCCAGUGUAAUAUUUUCUAUAUUUAAUCUACUAUUACUAUAUAUACAUAUAGAGGGUGUCUAUUUAAAAAAAGUCUAAAGAUGUCAGAUCUGGCGAUCGCAGAGGCCAUUUUAUGUUUUUUAAAUAGACACUCUGUGUAAGAACAUAUUAUAUUUGUACAAUCUAGUCAGCUUAUGAUGUUAAAUGUGACUUAAUAACUUCUACAACAUAAAACACAAAAUAAAUUUUAGAAACACCAAAAUAAUUUGUUUGUUAUAUUAAUUUUGUAUUGAAUUGAAACCAUAGAUCGUAUUUGGUUCACCGGCUUCAUUAAUAUUUUUCUACUGGGUGUACAAUUACAAUUUUUUUUGUAAUGUGCAAUUAAUACAUUUUUAUAGACACCCCGUGUAAUUAAGCUUGAACAAGACUGCUAUUUUUUGGUAUUUACAUAAAAAUCAAUUAAUUUAGUAUUUAAUAUGUAAUUCUCAAUGGUUUAAUGAUUUUCCUGUAUAAUAUUAUUAUCUAAAUAGUUGGUAAUUUUUGUUGAUUUUUUGUAAAGUUUUUUUGUAUACUGUUUGUGGAAAAUACAUAAUUAUAAAAAAACUGUUGUUUUUGUAACGUAUCCUGCAUCAUAAGUCGAAAAAAAACAAGGUUGAAUGUGGACAAAAUAUAUUAAAAAAAAAAAAAAUUAAGAAAAUUCUUUAACUACAUCAGCGACUUGUUUAUCAUUAAAAAUUUCAAUCCAAUAUCCAUCCGGGUCUGUUAUAAAAGCAAUCCCUUUCAUUUUACCAUCAUUGGGUUUUUUCACAAAAUUUACACCGAGUUUUUCAAAUCUUUCACAAGCCUUAUCCACAUUUGGUACCAUAAGACCUAUAUGA
Brassicogethes aeneus is the source of this 8268-nucleotide messenger RNA. Lineage: Eukaryota; Metazoa; Arthropoda; Insecta; Coleoptera; Nitidulidae. The record is from the annotation of a GenBank genome assembly.